This is a messenger RNA of Dreissena polymorpha, 5970 nucleotides long. RefSeq names its product elongator complex protein 2-like. NCBI's taxonomy places the organism in Eukaryota, Metazoa, Mollusca, Bivalvia, Myida, Dreissenidae. Gene Ontology annotation, cellular component: elongator holoenzyme complex. Gene Ontology annotation, biological process: tRNA wobble uridine modification. Gene Ontology annotation, molecular function: protein binding. The record is from RefSeq and is a predicted model, not a curated record.
CCUUUCAAGAUGGCUGCGCACCAACCUUUUCAAGAUGGCUGCGCCCAUGAACACCUGUUAUAUCAGUAGCGGCUGUAAUAAAUCUCCUCACUGCGCCGAUUGGGGCAGAAAUAAUUUACUGUGUUACGGUUCUUGUCAAGCAGUUGUUGUUUGUAAACCGGAGGUUGCUGGGAGCAGCCAGGCUCGAGUCCUGCAUACUCUCAGUGGACACAAGGCCAAUGUCAACUGUGUGAAGUGGAUAUCCAAAUACACAGAUGGAUUGGAGACGGAGCUGGUGUCAGGAAGUGUGGACAAUUCCAUCAUGGUGUGGGGGAAACAAGGAGAUAAGUUUGUACUGCAGCAGACAUUGACUGAUCACCAAGGAGCAGUAACUGCUCUGGAUGCAGCCUACCUCACUGCUGAAGAUUCACUGCCACAGGGGACACAACUCCGGGCUGUUAUUGUAUCUGCCUCCACAGACUCCACUGUGAAGAUUUGGAUUAGAAACUCUGAUAAAGGGUUCAUACACAAACAGAACAUCAACUUUGGCUGCGGCUUUGCAUUGGAUCUGUCUUUAAUACGCGUUCCAGGAUCAGAGACAAUGAUGCUUGCUGCAGCAAGUGAUGACAUGAAAGUUCAUAUUUACAUGGAGCAAGAAGCACAUGAUGACAUGGAGUUUGUUCCUGUGAUAACCCUGCCAGGCCACGAGGACUGGGUUCGAGCUGUUGACUUCGCCCAGGAUGACGGGGGUGACCUGUUGUUGGCAAGUGCCUCCCAAGACUUCCUGAUUCGGGUGUGGCGCCUCUCCCCCAGGGUGGGGCAGUCAGUGGGGUCCAGGAGUGGCUCUGUCAUGGACUUGCCCCCGGACCAAGAUAUACAGAUGAGAGAAACUACUUUCUCAUAUAAAAUUAAAGGUGAUGUGCGGGCGUACGCAGUAAGUCUGGAGACAGUACUUAGUGGACAUGAAAACUGGAUCUACUCCGUAUGUUGGAAACCAAGUACUGUCCGAGAUGGUGUGCGGCACCAGGACCUGUCUCUGCUGUCUGUCUCCAUGGAUAAGACCAUGAUUCUUUGGCGACCAGAGACAGAGACAGGGGUCUGGACAGAACAGAUGCGAGUGGGUGAGGUGGGUGGUAAUACCCUUGGUCUGUAUGGAGGCAUGUUUGGACCACGCGGAGACUCCAUUCUGGCUCAUGGAUACCAGGGGGCCUUCCAUCACUGGACAUACAACCAGGACAAGGCUAACUGGCAGCACGUGGUUACAGUGAGUGGCCAUUUUGACUCGGUGGAGGACAUGGUGUGGGACCGAAGGGGAGGCAACUUUUUACUGUCCUGCAGUCUGGACGAAACAGUGAGGUUACAUGCCCCUUGGGUCUCAACAACAAGGGAGGUUUUAUGGUAUGAGAUAGCCAGACCCCAAAUCCAUGGUUACGAAUUGAACUGCAUUGCCAUGGUGAAUCGGUAUCAAUACACCUCUGGUGGCAACGAAAAAGUGGUCAGAGUUUUCGAUGCGCCUGAUAACUUUGUUGAGAAUUUUUGUAACUUGUGUGCUAUAGAUAUGCAAAAGGAGAAGACUUCUCAGGACUCUAAAACACGCCCAGUGGGUGCGAGUGUGCCAGCAUUAGGGUUGUCAAAUAAAGCAAUUUUUACUGGUGGAGUUCUAGACAUGAUGGCAGAUCUUGAGAUUAAGCCAGGAGAAAAUGAACAGUACGCUGACAAUGUCUUCACUAAUGUGACGCUGACUGCACCUCCCAGUGAAGAGCACCUACUGCAGAAUACUCUCUGGCCGGAGGUACAGAAACUCUAUGGACACGGAUAUGAAAUAUUUGCACUAGAUUGUGACCCUGAUGGGAAAAUACUUGCUAGUGCUUGCAAGAAAGCUUUGACCCAAGAUCAUGCAAAUUGUUUAAUGUGGGACACGGCAACCUGGCAACAGGUCAUGACCUUAGAAGGUCAUGCUCUCACGGUGACCCAGAUAGCGUUCUCAAAGUCUGGAGAGUACCUGCUGACUGUGUCCAGGGACAGAACCUGGUACAUGUACAAGCGAGGAAAUGCAGAGGCUCCAGUAUCAGAGUUGCAGUUUGAGCACGUCAUGCACACAGAGAACAGAACCAGCGUCCAUACAAGGAUCAUCUGGUCUUGCUGCUGGGCACCUGAUGACAAAUACUUCUUCACUGCAUCCAGGGACAAAAAGGUGGCUGUCUGGUACUGCCCUGCAGCAGACGACAAAGAGCCCAAACUGGCAGGAAAGCUAGAUGUAGCAGACUCUGCAACAGCUGUUGAUUCUGCACACAUGUGUUUGGCAGACGGAAGUUAUCUGGUUGCUGUGGGAAUGGACAAUGGCCAGAUACUGCUGUACAGUUGGUUGCUAGGGAGAAAUUCACCUUGGCAACAGCUUGUUACCCUUGACAACAGCCUGGCCCAUCAUAAGACGGUGAAGCGUCUCAAGUUUAGACCGUGCCUGGGACUAGCAGGCAUCCAUGACAACAACCCAGCUAUGGCAAAGGCCAAGGACAAAGAAGACUGGUUACAGCUGGCCAGUUGUAGUUCGGACCAUUCGGUGAAAAUAUUUAACAUCAGACUGAGUCUAUUGACUAAGUGUGCUUAACUGUGGGCUGUGGGUGUAAUUUGGGGGGGGGGGGGAGUGAUGAUUGUUAUGUGCAGUUGUUUUGUAUACAAUCUGUGGUGGUUGAAGCUCUCAGAAACAGGGAAGCUCUAGAUGUGAUUUAUGUGGAAAAAAAUUGCAAUUAAAUUUGAUUUGUGUUCUGUUUGGAAAUGCUUAUAUUCAGGGCUUUUGCUGAUCAAGUAUCAUAGAAAAAAUUAAUUUUUUGUAAUAAUGUGAAAAAGUAUGUGGAAAAUACAGUUACAGUGAUAUGAAUUUCAAAAAAGUAAAUUUAGAAGCAUUUAAAUUAACUGAAAUGGAAUCACAAUUAUUUUCUUGACAUUAAAUUAUGUGUGAGGAUUUGUGUGGGGUCCAUCAAUGACCAAAUCAAAUAUUCAACAGACAAAUAUGCCCUAAGUCUUACCUCAGACAUACAAAAUCCACACAUAAAAAGAGCCAACAAAUAUGCCAACUCAUGAAUCUAAGAAAUUCCAUGUCAACGAAAUUAAAUGAUGUCAAAGUAUUGAGUUCAGCCAUUUUACUGUUAACUGUUCAAACGAUCAAACCAACAACUUGUUUUGAGCUGUUGUCUUGUAAUUCACAUACUCAAAAAGGAGAACUUAAAUAAAGAACAAAUUAAACGCAUGACAAUGCUAUGAACUGUUAUACAUGUUCUUAUGUUUUCUUGUGGUUUAUUGGAAAUUACAAAUUAUUUUAUUUCGUUCAUUUGUUGUUCCUCCCUUUGAAAAGGAAGUGAUAAGAUUAUUGGUACAUGCUUUAUCCUUAGAAAUAAAUUAUUACAGAAAAUACAAACAUGCAUUGUUAUGACAUAAUGAUAAUGUUUCAUGCAAAUAUUUCUUGUAAAGUUCUUUUAAAUUGUAGACAAAUGGUGGACAUGCACCAAAUGAUAAGAAAGUUUGUUGGUGUUGAUAGAUUAUCAUUUUUAUGCCCCGGGGACAUAGAUCAGUUGAACUGUCCGUCUGUCAGUAUGUGCGUCCGUCCGAAAACUUUAACAUUGCCCAUAACUUUUUCAAUAUUGAAGAUAGCAACUUGAUAUUUGGCAUGCAUGUGUAUCUCAUGGAGCUGCACAUUUCGAGUGGUGAAAGGUCAAGGUCAUCCUUCAAGGUCAAAUAUAUGGCUUCAAAGCAGUGCAGUAGGGGGCAUUGUGUUUCUGACAAACACAUCUCUUGUUAUACGUGGCUAUGGUAACAUGAAGGCACACCAUAUACACAAAUGAUUUUGGUAAUGUGGUCUCCAGAUGUCAUCAUUGAUAUAACUAAUGCAAGCUUUGUUGUGUGACAGCUUAUAUGUACACAAUAUUUGGCUCCUGUUUAUAGAAGUUGGGUUUAUUGGUUUGCUUUCGUGGGCUCUAGAAUAGUCCAUACAAUUUUAGUUUUCUUCCAAUAUCCAGUCCAACAGAGAGGACAUUUUUAGAUUCAGUCAUAUUAACUCAGAAAUUGUACAAAAAUGACCGCUUGAAUGAUCUGAAAUCAACUUACACAAAGUGCUCAAGGGCUUACUACCCUGAUUAGACACUGCAAGCCAACAAUGUACUGAUAAACAAAAUACCAUAUACUCAAUGAAUGAACCAUGGAUGGUCCUUAAUUUACCAUUCAUAUUUCAGGGUGCAGUAUCACGUGACUUUUUGGGGUUCCACUUUUUAACUUUGAUAGAUUUAACACGACUGUAAACGGUGCUUUAUUUCAAAUAACUUUUACAAACAAGUUUUCUUAAGAAUUUCAACUAGUGCAUAAAAUACAGAUUUUUAUGCUGUUUAUGGCAAUGUGAUAUACAUUAGAAUUACUUUAUUUAAUAAGCAUGUGUUCUUGCUAAAAAAUGUCAUUUUUACUGCAUAAGUUGUACACAGUAAAUGGCCGGUUAUGUUUCACGCAACGUAUUGUCAACGAUUUCAGACGUAUUUAAGGAUUUAUUCUUAUACCUUAUCAGCACAAACUGCAAGAAAAAGUGUCUUUUAUUCACUGUAGAUUUUUGCAAAUGUAUUUCAAUAACUUAAUUUACAUAUUUGCAAACAUAAAAUUCUUUAAGGCAUGAUUACAUUCUGUCCAGCUCGUGUGUAAACCCCUGAAAACCUCAUUGAUUCUGCACCCUGAUUUCUAAUUAUAAACAUGGCUAUCAUUGGGCCAGGUAUUUUUCCUUAAAGGGCAACUUUUAAAACAACAUGUGGGGCAAGGCUUUUUUUUCUGACUAUGUAUACAAUUAAAAUGGACUUGGACUUUUCAUAUAUAUUAUAUAUAUCUAUAUAUAUGUAUGACAGAAAGAAAACAACAUUUGAAAGGUUUGUAGUAUUUUCUUUUUUUAACCACAAUAAAUUGUGUUCCAAAACAAGACAACAUCAUUAUAAACAUGCUUUUGAUUGCAUGUAUAAUAAAAACUGUACACUAAAUAAUAAAAAGACUACUAACAAAAAUUAAGAAAUUAUUAUGGUAAAUAAGUUGAAACUAUGCUAUAAUUUACAGCAUACAGUCUAUGUACAUUUGGGUGUAUAGCUUUUUUACUUUGUUUUAUUUACAUAAUAGAAAGCAUCACUUCACAAAGAUUAUUAAAAUAUUAUUAUUUAAAUAAUAAAAAUGUAUAUAAUAUACAACCAAAUCAAAUAAUCUUAAUACUAUAAAAGAAACAUACACAGUUUCCUCAUGACAUAAAUAUUUCUUGAUUUAAUCAUCAUUAAGUUUUUCUAAACUUGAAACACAUGUUAGUAUUCAAAAACAGCACAAUGCCUGUCAUUAUUGUUGCUAUUUUAAUCAACAAUUAGACACAAAAAUGCCAUUUAAAUAUACAUGUUGGUAUACAACAAUAUAUAUAUAACAAAUACAAAACACUAUUAUAAAUUAUAAUUCAAAUGAUUUGUACACCAUAAAAUCCAUAUACAAAAUACAUCCAUGAAUAUCUUUAAUAGGAUAUAAAAUCUAUCAUUCUGCCUACACAGUGCUGAUGUGUACAUGAACAGUACAUCAAGGCUUGACAAUAAAGGUAGUCUGAUUUUCCAAGACAAACUUAAGAUCUGGGAAAGACAAAAAAUAAUAGUAUUGUCCGACUGGACAAUCGAAAAAAAUCAAAGUCUUCCCUUUCUCUUAUAAACCAGCAAGAAAACUGGUAAAAAAUAAGUAAUUUGGCUGAAUUUACUAAUAAAACUUUAUGUUGACAUUUAAAUGAAAGCAUAAUAAGUAUUCCAAUACUUACAGCACAAGGUUGUUAAAAAGGGAGAUUUUUUAGCAUAGUUCAAGUAACAACAGUGUUAUGGUUAGUUCCCUUAUAUUCUUGCUUGACUUUUCUUUACAUCCAUUUCUUAACAUUGUUAAAAGUUGACAAGCAUUCCAAAGUUCCACAUGUAGUCAGUUUGUUUGGUUUUAUAAAUAUUUUGUCAGUUU